AUGUGGCCGCCGUCGUCGCAGUCCUACCUGCCCCUCUUCGGUUCCAUCGACAACACCAUUCGAGUUCUCAAGCGGGGCUUAUACCUUAUCUCGUGUGACCUUGAGAGGGUGGUCAAGCCCAACGUCGCGACCCUGCGGGACUCGGGGCUGGAUGAUUGCGACAUUGCCAAGGCGUGCUUCGAUAAUCCACGCCUGCUCACCAGCAAUGUAGAAUCCGUCUGGGCAAUGGUGGCAUCCGCUGACAGUCUUGGUGUGCUCCGUGGAUCUCGGAUGUUCAGGUAUGCAGUGUCUACUGUUGCGUUCCUCAGCGAGGAGAAGAUCGCCGCCAAGGUGGAGUAUUUGAAGAAAACCUUGAGGUGGUCAGAUGCUCAGGUCGGCAUUGCUGUGUCCAAGUUUCCAAUCUUGCUGACGAGGUCCAAGGACUCUCUGCGGAGCAGAUCAGAGUUCCUCAUCUCUGAGGUGGGCCUUUGUUUGUGCGGUAAGAUGGUAGGCCUUUGUUUCAGUAUUCGUGCCUAA
Triticum turgidum subsp. durum (durum wheat) is the source of this 516-nucleotide messenger RNA. The record is from the annotation of a GenBank genome assembly. Lineage: Eukaryota; Viridiplantae; Streptophyta; Magnoliopsida; Poales; Poaceae.